AUGGAUUCAGGCAGCCUGCACAACGCUUCCACCUACCUGAAUAAUCUGCUUCUUGCACGCGGCCUGUUACGCAAUGGCAAGUCCAUUGAUUUUGCCUGCGUCAAGGAGGGAAGCGGUGAAUCAGAGCAUACAAUGGCCAAGAUCAUUAACCUGGUCCAUGACCUUGUUAUACGACGUGAUCGUGAUGCAGAUCAGCGCGAAUCCCUUACUACGAACAUUCGCAACCUGAGAGCAGAGGAGGUGCGGAGAUCAAGGGAGAUCGAGCAACUACAGGCCAGAAAUGCUGAGCUGCUGCGUAACUCAGCACUCGCAGACGCUCAGAAAAGAUCCCUGGAAGCAUCAGCGCAUAAGGCGGAAGUCAGCGCGCGAGAGCUCAAGGAACAGAUGGCAAAGAUGAAGUCAACGUUGGACCAGGUGCGGGCAAAAUGUGUGAAUGACGUUCGAAAGCGGGAUAUCGAGCUUGAGAAACUGAAGAAGCAUGUCACGGGGAUGCAGCGGGGCGCAACACACUCGAGCGGAAUGAAGAUAGUUCAGUUGAAUCCUCAACCACCCCUGCCGAAGAAGGAGCGCGGGGGUGGGUCUGGUGUCCCGGUAGAUGAUGAAAACUGGAGUCUGGAAAAAGAGACUAACGACUUUUUGGCUGCUUUGGUGAACGAAACAAGUACAGAAAAUGUCGCAUUGAGACAUAUAGUUGGCGAAACAGUGGAAAAUCUGAAGGAGCUGACUGGGCUGGACCAGGCUCCAGAAAAGUCACAUGUUGAUCCCGAAAUUGGAAUUCCUGGCCAGUACAAACAGUCAAGAGCCAACACACAGUCUGCACAACCUGAAAGGCUGGUAUCAUGCGAAGAACUCGCAGAGCAGAUGGAGGGGGUAGUAGACCACUGCCGCGCAAUCUUAAAAGACCCUUCGUUCGUCUCAAUAGAGGAGGUACAAAUCCGAGAGGACGAAAUCAUCAAAUUGAGAGAAGGAUGGGAGAAGAUGGCCAGCAGAUGGAAAGAUGCCGUCACUAUGAUGGAUACAUGGAGGAAACGAAUGCUUGAGGGCGGCAACACUGUGGACCUCGACGAACUUAGCAGCCUUGGAUUGGGUAAGAGUAUGGCUGUAAUGUCUGACGUUCAAGCAUCCACGGACGAGGACGAGUUGUCAACGGGGAUGUAUGAUGAUGAGUCGGAGGCAGUGGAAGAAGACACGGGUAGGGCCAGUGACCAAGCAAUUGGCAAUGCUGAGCCGGAAGCGAUCCAUGAGGUUGCAGCACCGCCACCCGCAAAGCGACUCGCUUCCUCACCCGCAAGAAGAGGCGUACGGCUCCCAGCACCAGUUGCCGCCUUUAGCGAAAUGGACCAGGUGCAACGAAAGCAAUACAAUUCUAGUCGGAGUACAUUUACCUCUUCAAGUGCAGAUUCGGGCAUUGGUAGUCUUGACAGCAGUGUUGACCUCGAUGUCGACCUAAAUACGAGCCAACCACUAAAAUCUUCUUCCCAGGGUCGGAAGAAGACAAAGUUAUUGUCAGUAGCAGAAAAGUUGGCGAAAGUUGAGGCCGAGGCUCGAGAAGCGGAAGAGAACAGACAACAGCAAGGAGAGCCGCACAAAAGGAAAGCUUUGAAGUCUUCAAGGCCAAAGAAGGUCAGCAGAAGAAGAAGCACUCUCAGUCCGGAAGAGCUAGCUCAACUUAUGGGAGUGUGA
Endocarpon pusillum Z07020 is the source of this 1683-nucleotide messenger RNA. RefSeq lists its product as uncharacterized. The record is from RefSeq and is a predicted model, not a curated record. Lineage: Eukaryota; Fungi; Ascomycota; Eurotiomycetes; Verrucariales; Verrucariaceae. The transcript has 2 exons. The coding region runs from base 1 to 1683 and encodes 560 amino acids.